Meloidogyne enterolobii is the source of this 159-nucleotide messenger RNA. The record is from the annotation of a GenBank genome assembly. NCBI's taxonomy places the organism in Eukaryota, Metazoa, Nematoda, Chromadorea, Rhabditida, Meloidogynidae.
AUGGCUAAAGGCGCAGCUCAAUCACCAGAAGAGUUUGUAAAUAUUGUGCAGAGUGUUACUGCUGAGGAUAUUAAAAAAGCGGCAACAAAACUUUGUGCAAAACUUGCUUUAUCUGCUUAUGGACAAAUUAAUCAAACUCCCUAUUUGGAUGAGAUUUAA